Trypanosoma conorhini is the source of this 1380-nucleotide messenger RNA. RefSeq names its product putative thiamine pyrophosphokinase. Gene Ontology annotation, molecular function: ATP binding; thiamine diphosphokinase activity. The coding region runs from base 1 to 1380 and encodes 459 amino acids. The record is from RefSeq and is a predicted model, not a curated record. NCBI's taxonomy places the organism in Eukaryota, Euglenozoa, Kinetoplastea, Trypanosomatida, Trypanosomatidae. The transcript has a single exon. Gene Ontology annotation, biological process: thiamine diphosphate biosynthetic process.
AUGAACCUGCGCAAGCAAGCUUGCGGUCGACCUCUAAGCAUGGCUCGUGCAGGCAGACGCAAGGUGGUGCAGCAUGAUUUCUACGACGAGGCAGAACAGGUCGCCGGGGUUGUGCUUUUGAACAGUCCGGCAAACGGUCGCUGGGAGUAUGAGGAAUAUUUGAGACUCCUGCGUGUGCGGCGGUUCAAUCAGCGGAAGCCGGAGUUGCCUGUUGGCCGGUGCUACUUUGUUUGCGCAGAUGGAGCUUACCCCCGUCUGCGGACGUACUUUGAAGAAGAGCAACGGCGUCGUCCAGAGUUGUGGCCGUUUGCUCAUGUUCCUCUCUGCGACGCCGUCAUUGGCGAUAUGGACUCCUACUUGGAUUCUUUACCCAAAUGCGGUAUUCAUGGAGGCACCGACGGCAAGGGACUUCAAGACUCAAUGCCCGCUGACGGGUACGCAACGGUGGACGAAGUUCCUGCCUCUAUCUUGGGUCGAAUCCGGGACAGAUACACUUCUACUCUUGCCGAGUUCCAUCGCGUGCGUGCAGCCAUGGAGGGAGCCCCGUUGGAGCAGUGGGAUAAGCUGCAGGCAGAGCACAAAGACGCGUCGUCCUCGCUCCCUUUUUGGAUACACAUCCGCUGUCAGGACACGAACGACUUCAUGAAAUCAUUGAUGCUCUUCAAGCGACUGCGAGAGCAACACAUGGAAGACUUUGUUGCCGUUCCGCCGCCUGUUCUGCGAACGGAGAGUGGUAUGCGGCUAUUGGAAACCGGUGGCGCGGUUGACCCAACUGUUGGAAGCGAAGGCCUUGACAUUGACCCCCAGCGGGAGAGCGACUUGUGCGCGGAGGCAUGCAAAGAGGAGGCGGUGUUGCUACCGACGUACGUUUGCUUUGGUGGCCUUGGCGGCCGAUUUGACCACGAAAUGGCUGCCAUCUCGGUCGUUUUGGCAUUCAGCGAAGACGCCCAUGUUGUGCUGACGAACUCCGGCAACACUCUAUUUGCCUGUCAGCCCGAUGGCUGGACGCAACUGGUACGACAUGCAGGUUGCGAAGGCGUGGUGUCUGGCCUUAUUAACUACGGUACCAUGAAGGAGUGCGAGGUCAGCGGACUGCAGUGGAACGUUGUGAUUGGGCGGGGAAAGCCAAGUGAAUCGCGGGAAUUGGUUCUGGGCUUUGGCAAGCUGAUCUCGGCGUGCAAUCCGAUUCGCCACGAGGUUGUCACGGUUGACCUUCGUUGUCUACGACCCUUGACACUGAGCACAAUGGAGUCUUGCGCGACAACAGCGGGGCCCGCGACGGCGUGCGGCGAUGGGGCGGAUGCCUACCACAACCCACCCACAAUCUUUACUGUCGAGCGACGCAGAGGGGAUGAGAAAGAAGUUGGCCGCUCGCACUGA